Ailuropoda melanoleuca (giant panda) is the source of this 1964-nucleotide messenger RNA. RefSeq names its product methyltransferase like 25B (gene METTL25B). The coding region runs from base 625 to 1839 and encodes 404 amino acids. The record is from RefSeq and is a predicted model, not a curated record. Lineage: Eukaryota; Metazoa; Chordata; Mammalia; Carnivora; Ursidae. The transcript is spliced from 9 exons. Gene Ontology annotation, biological process: rRNA modification. Gene Ontology annotation, molecular function: rRNA (adenine-N6,N6-)-dimethyltransferase activity.
ACGCGGGACUGGCCUCACUUCCGGGGGAGGAGGGAGCUGCGCGGGGAGGGGCCGGCCUCGGCGCCGCCGCACGCCUCUGUGUCGUACUGCCCGGCGCCCCGCCCCACAUGUGCGCCCACGCCGCGCCGCGUCGCGACCUGUGACGUCAGGGGGCGCGUCCCGUCUUCGUCUCCAGCCGCGGGCGAGGGAAGGGGGCGUCGGGGGUGAGGGAGCCGAGGGGCCCCCGCGUGGGGCUGGCCCUGGCCCCCUCCCCGCGCAGCGCGCUCUCGCUGCCGACGCCACCGGCUGCCCCCCGGGAUGCCGGGCGUCUCAGCGCGCGGCCUCUCUCUGGAGCAGAGGAGGCAGCUGGCUGUGAACCUCACCCGUGUGCUGGCGCGCUACCGCUCCAUCCUGGACGCCUACAUCAUCUCCAAAAUAAAACGCGUGGACGAUUGAGCGGUGCCGCGGCUACGUUGAUCUCUGCUGGGAACAUGCGAGGUGUUCCGGAAUUCACCCAAGCUUUGACUACAUCCUUGGCUCAGCAAUGAAUUCUUUACAGACAACCUGUGGGGCACACUCCCUGGUUCAUGGCAGGAAGCGCUGGAUGGACUGAACCCGCCACAGCUGGCCACACAGCUGCUGGGGAUGCCCGGGGAAGGGGAAGUGGUCAGGUACAGGUCGGUGUGGCCACUCACCCUGCUGGCCCUGAAGUCCACAGCCUAUGCCCUGGCCUUUACCCGGACACCUGGGUUUCAGACCCCCUCAGAGUUCCUGGAGAACCCCAGCCAGAGCUCCCGCCUAACAGCUCCGUUCCGGAAACACGUCAGGCCCAAGAAGCAGCACGAGAUCCGGAGGCUGGGAGAGUUGGUGAAGAAGCUGAGUGACCUCACAGGCUGCACCCAGGUUGUGGAUAUAGGUUCAGGCCAGGGCCAUCUCUCCCGAUUCAUGUCCCUGGGGCUGGGGCUGAUGGUGAAGAGCAUUGAAGGGGAUCAGAGACUGGUGGAGAGAGCCCAGCGUCUGGACCAGGAGCUCCUGCAGGCUCUGGAAAAAGAGGAGAAGAGGCACCCACAGGUGGUCCACGCCGGCCCUCGCCACUCCCCCCACCACGUGGUUCGGUGGGUAGAGCCCACGGCCCUGUGCGAGGAGCUUCUGCUUCCCCUGGAGACCUUGCCUCGGAGCGGGGCCCGCUUGCUGCUGACAGGCCUCCACGCCUGCGGGGACCUGAGUGUCACCUUGCUCAGGCACUUCUCCCGCCCUGAGGUGGUGGCACUGGCCUCAGUGGGCUGCUGCUACAUGAAGUUGAGUGACCCCGGUGGCUACCCACUGAGUCAGUGGGUGGCGGGGCUGCCCAGCUGCGAGCUGCCCUACCGGCUGCGGGAGGGGGCCUGCCACGCCCUGGAGGAGUAUGCUGAGCGGCUGCAGAAAGCGGGCCCUGCUCUCCGCACCCACUGCUACCGGGCAGCGCUGGAGACCGUCAUCCGGGGGGCCCGGCCCGAGCUUCGGCGGCCUGGCGUGCAGGGGAUCCCCAGGGUCCACGAGCUCAAGAUUGAAGAGUAUGUGCAGCGGGGGCUCCAGCGUGUGGGGCUGGAUCCCCAGCUACCGCUGAAUCUGGCUGCCCUUCGGGCCCACCAGGCCCAGGAGAACCGAGUGGUGGCCUUCUUCAGCCUGGCACUGCUUCUGGCUCCACUAGUGGAGACGCUGAUUCUGCUGGACCGGCUGCUUUACCUUCAGGAGCAGGGCUUCCAUGCUGAGCUCCUGCCCAUCUUCAGUCCUGAGCUCUCUCCCAGAAACCUGGUUCUGGUGGCUACAAAGAGGCCCCUGGGUGAAGCCUUCUCUCUUCUGGAGACUGAAGACAACUGACAAACCCCAUCUGAGACCACCCAGGCACCACUCACCCAGAGAACCAGCAUCCUCUAUCCCUGGAACCCUGCUUUCUCCAUGUGUUAACGUAAUAGCAUGUCAAAAUUUAUUUUUAAUUUAUUGAA